Schistosoma bovis is the source of this 4745-nucleotide messenger RNA. The record is from the annotation of a GenBank genome assembly. NCBI's taxonomy places the organism in Eukaryota, Metazoa, Platyhelminthes, Trematoda, Strigeidida, Schistosomatidae.
UAUAAAUCAGUCAUUUUCAUUUUGGAAGACUUAUUCAAACUUUGUUGGUGUGAUUUACCUACACAAUGGGCUCUAUUUUGUCACGAUUCAGUUCACGUAAAGAUGAAAAAUCAGACACAGAUUCACGUUCAGCAACUACUAUACGCAAACGUUUUAGUUGGAGAUCUAAUAAAAAGCCAGCUGAUGUCGGUGGUACUUCAGUGAACCGAUCAAGUACUAUGCCUGCAAGAACUAGAUUACAACCAACUGAAGAAACUCCUGAAGACAGAAAACAUGAUGACAUUUUUGAUAGUGAACAAGAUGAAAAGAGUUGUUCAAAGUCUGUUGUCAAACCAAAUCAAAAUGACGAUACUUCACAACAUUCAAGUGGACAACUGGAAAAACACAAUGUAGAAUGCGCUAAAAAACCUAUCGUAUGUGAAAUACCUGGGGGAAAAGAUGAGAAACAACCUAUUCAAAUUUCAUCGACUAAUGAACCAGAAAACAAAGAUAAUAUGGCAAGGACGAUUUCUACGGAAGAAGCUGAACUGUUGAUUGGCCGUGUUCUACCAAAUCAGGAAAAUGUUAGUCCUCAUGAAAAUAUAACUGUAUCAGCAACAAAUAGUUCUCUUACUCAUGAUAAUAUAAAUUUCAAUCAUACUGAAGAUCUAAUAGUUAAUAAACAACAACUACAAGAAACAUUGGACCACUCUAUUCAUGAUUCUUGUCUAACGAUGGACCAACAAGAAAUUACUAAAGACCAGAAUGGAUUUGUUGAUGAUACUCAGCAUCAUUUUGAAGAUAAGACAGAUUUAUUAAAAGAUGAUAUCCACUCUGAAAUAGUUCGAGAAGAGAUAAAAUUGGAGCAAAAUCCACCAUUAUGUCUUUCUCCAGAAGAGAAAGAAGAAUUUGUGCAUCAGGAUAUCCGUAGAAAUAACAGUAAUGAACAGUUAAACGCUGAAAAUGAUAUUAUAAAACAGGAAGGUGAAGAAAAUCUGAGUAUUGAAGGUUCUAGUCAUAAUGAAGUUAUGCAGUCUUCACCGGCGGUAUGCUUUUCUCGUUCAAAUGUAGUUGAAUAUCCACCUCCUGAGCAGACACACCUUGUUGAUAUAGAUGAACAAACGUAUAAUCAACAAACAAAUGAUAUUUCAAACAUUCAAUCUUCAGAAACUGUUGGAGAGAAAGAUUUAAUCCAUGAGCAGAUUGUACAGAAUGAGUUAUUGGAAUGUUCAGCUGAACCUCAUCCAUUCCAUAAUCUAUCUAACAAUGAAGAAUUCUCUAAUUCAGAACUUAUUGACACAGAUAACAAGGUGAAUUUCGUUGAAACUGAGAAUGCAUUAGAUAACGUAAUUUCAGAACAUGUCGAACAGAAUGAUGUAUUCCAAGAAACAAUGGAAAAAGAGUUCAACGAAAUCUUAAUCAAUUCAAGUGAAACAAAAAUUUUGUCGGCUGAUGAACCACCUAUUAAUUUGAAUGAUGACAUAAAUGCAAAACAAACCGAGAAUCUCUCUCACCAUAAAGACACAGAGCAUGAAGCACCGAUUGACGAGGAGGAAACACUCAAUGAAUUAGAUAAAUGCUUAUCUCAACCAGGUUUGACAUAUGAUCCAAUGCAUAGUGUAUCUUCUAUCACCACGGAACCUAUUAAUUUAAAUGAUGAUAUGCAUGUUGAACAAACUGAGAAUCUCUCACACUCUGAAAACAUGGAGUCUAUUAAUUUGAAUGAUGAUAUACAUGUCGAACAAACUGAGAAUCUCUCUCACCAUAAAGACACAGAGCAUGAAGCACCGAUUGACGAGGAAGAAACACUCAAUGAAUUAGAUAAAUGCUUAUCUCAACCAGGUUUGACAUAUGAUCCAAUGCAUAGUGUAUCUUCUAUCACCACGGAACCUAUUAAUUUAAAUGAUGAUAUGCAUGUUGAACAAACUGAGAAUCUCUCACACUCUGAAAACAUGGAGUCUAUUAAUUUGAAUGAUGAUAUACAUGUCGAACAAACUGAGAAUCUCUCUCACCAUAAAGACACAGAGCAUGAAGCACCGAUUGACGAGGAAGAAACACUCAAUGAAUUAGAUAAAUGCUUAUCUCAACCAGGUUUGGCAUAUGAUCCAAUGCAUAGUGUAUCUCCUAUCACCACGGAACCUAUUAAUUUAAAUGAUGAUAUGCAUGUUGAACAAACUGAGAAUCUCUCACACUCUGAAAACAUGGAGUCUAUUAAUUUGAAUGAUGAUAUACAUGUCGAACAAACUGAGAAUCUCUCUCACCAUAAAGACACAGAGCAUGAAGCACCGAUUGACGAGGAGGAAACACUCAAUGAAUUAGAUAAAUGCUUAUCUCAACCAGGUUUGGCAUAUGAUCCAAUGCAUAGUGUAUCACCUAUCACCACGGAACCUAUUAAUUUAAAUGAUGAUAUGCAUGUUGAACAAACUGAGAAUCUCUCACACUCUGUAAACAUGGAGUCUAUUAAUUUGAAUGAUGAUAUACAUGUCGAACAAACUGAGAAUCUCUCUCACCAUAAAGACACAGAGCAUGAAGCACCGAUUGACGAGGAAGAAACACUCAAUGAAUUAGAUAAAUGCUUAUCUCAACCAGGUUUGGCAUAUGAUCCAAUGCAUAGUGUAUCUCCUAUCAACACGGAACCUAUUAAUUUGAAUGAUGAUAUACAUGACGAACAAACUGAGUACACUUCACCUUCUGAAUACAAUGUAAAUAAUAAUAUAUCUACGGAAAAGUUCAUUGACACAGUAGUGGAGAGCUCAGCUGAACCAGUUAUGGAAUGCGAUUUCUCGUCAAAUGAGUCACGUUUUACAUCAGAACUGGUAUUAAGUGAAGAAAAUAGAGAAGCUACUACAGACGUUGACUUAGAACAUCCUACUGAAGAUAUUAGAUCAGAAGAUAUUCAUCAUAAGCAAAUAAAUGACACUGAAAUUUUAACUACACUCGAAGAAUCAGUUAACCAGCAAAAUACAAUGAACUUGACUCAUAUUGAUGAUGAAAUUGAUCAGCAUCAAAUACUUGAAGUAUCGUACAAUGAAAAUCAUUCUAAUGUUCCACUUAAUGGAGAUACCAUCGAUGUAAUCACUUCAGACAAUUUACAUACAAAUGUGAUAAGUGAAAAUGAUGUACUUAAACAACAGGAUGUGUUCAAUUCAAUGUCAAUGAAUGAUGAUAACGAUAUCAUGAAGAAUUUAGAAAAUUCUAAAAAUAAUGAAAUUCAUGAAUUUGAAGAUGAAGCCCAAUCUUUAGUUCAAUCUGUUUUAAGCAAUGCUAAAGAAUUUGUCAUUAAUGAGAAUAAUUUUGAUAAUCACUACAACUCUGAUAACAUGAAUACAAAUCUUAACUUGACCAAUAAUAAUAGUAACAAUAAUGAUUAUCUUACUACUAAUAAUAACAAUUCAAUGAAUGAAGAAGAUACUAUUGAAAUGAAACAAGAUAUAACAAUGAAAACAUCAAUGGAAUUUGAUCAUUCUGAUCUAUCUGAAUUAAAUAAUCAACUUUUAAAGAACACAAAUGAUCUUGCCAUAGCAUAAAUACAGUAACAACAACAACAACAACAACAACAAAAAUGACACAUCGUUCUUCUUUUCUUUUUUUUUUGGUGACAUUAUUUGUACACAUCAAAGAAACCUAUGAUAUGUUCAUCAUUAGUCAAACUCAAUGAAAAUCUAAUUGUUCUUGUUAAAUUUAAGUAAGUUUCAUUGUUGUAAUUAACCUGACCAUUAAUAAGACAGAGAUAACUACUACUACUACUAAUUCUCGGUUAUUGAUUGAUACUAUAUAUAGUUCCGUUUUGCCUAUCAAUGCUUUCCGAUUAGUUUAUUAACAUUAUCUUGAUCAUUGUUAUUCUAUGAUUGACUAUGGUUUACAUUUCAUAUAUAUAUAACAAUAAUCUUAUCCAAUUAUUUCAUCUUUGUAUUUUUUUCAUUAUGCAUUUUCCUAUUUGAAACGAUUUAUGAGACAGGAGUAAUUUUUUUUUUUGGAUUCACAAUCAAGACUGUAACCAUAUAUAUAUAUUUUAUACAACGAAUUGACAUUGCUUUUGUUUGAACCGAGUGUUUUGUAUUAGAACAAAAAGUAUAUCCAUCUUUUUUUCUUUUUGUGGAGAAAAUAAAAAAAAUAAAAAAUUGUUCCCAUGAAUAAUCAAUCGAUGUUUGCUUUAUUUUUUACUGCUUUACCAUCUGACGAACUAGUUUGUUGCUAUGGCAUGAAUGAUUGGAAUAUCUUCUCUGUGUUUUUUUUCUUAAAAUUGUCAUGUUCUUUUAUUGAUUUUAACUUUAAUGCUUACUUACUUAAAUAAUGAGUAGUUUCUUUUUGUCAUUUUUCCCAGUAAUGAAUUCAUUUGUGUAGUAUCAGUUUUGUUGUGCUACAACCCACACACACACACAGUAUGCUUAUAAUCUUGUCUUAUUUUUUUAUUAAUAAAAAGACAAAUUACCAUUUUGGUUACUUGAUUGUUAAAUAUUAAUAUUCCUAAUUAUUAUUACGAAGAAGAAAAUAAAACACAAUUACAUUGAUUAUAAUAAUAAUUUACUAUUCUAACUCUAUUUGGGUUCCUUUUAUUUUUUUAAAACUAUGUGCGUUGACGUCAUUGAAUCUAGUGAUUACUCAGAUAGGUCGUCGUCAUCAUCAUCAUCAUCAUCAUAGGUUGCACCUACGUGUGAUUAUCUCUCUCUCUGCGUGUGUGUGUGUGUGUACACACACUCGAACAUGUAUCAUUCCAAUAUUUAGUAACCGCUGAUAAUGAAAACGAUGAUGAUAAUGAUUAUCAC